Molecule: messenger RNA, 2706 nt
Organism: Penicillium nucicola
Lineage: Eukaryota; Fungi; Ascomycota; Eurotiomycetes; Eurotiales; Aspergillaceae
Product: SH3 domain protein
Exons: 2
Coding region: 1-2706 (901 amino acids)
Biological process (GO): ubiquitin-dependent protein catabolic process; mitotic cell cycle checkpoint signaling; protein ubiquitination
Cellular component (GO): nucleus
Molecular function (GO): ubiquitin-protein transferase activity; zinc ion binding; protein binding
Source: RefSeq, a predicted model, not a curated record
AUGGCAGUUCAAGGUCUAGGCAUCGCAGACCUGGAAAAAGAACUAGUCUGUUCAAUCUGUACGGAACUCCUUUACCAGCCUUUGACCCUUCUGGACUGCCUCCACACCUUCUGUGGCUGCUGCGUGAGAGAAUGGUUCCAAGCCCAAGCCUCGCGACGACCACACCCAAGAUUCACCUGUCCAUCAUGCCGCGCCGAAGUCCGUGGGACGCGCCCAAAUGCCACGGUGACGACACUCCUCGAUAUGGUGCUAAGCGCACACCCCGAUCGUGGUAGAUCAGCAGAAGAAAAGGCCGAGAUUGCAUUACAAUAUACACACGGCGAGUCGGUGUUUCCUACUUUGCCCUUGAGUGGAGAGAGCGCGGAGGAAGAUGACGAGGGGAAUACCGGCAUGCUGCAAGAAGUGCAGCAGCUGAGUCUUCGGGAAAGUCGGGUGCAAGCUAGACGGGAGACACGACGGGCAGCCGGGAAUUCGUCCCGAACGCGAGAUCGGAGUGGUCAUACCGAGAGACACGAGGAUGGACGGUCGAGACGACGGCGGGAAGAUGAUGCCCGGCAACACACGUUGCGGCCUGGAGAUGGCGAUCGCACACGUCGUGUCGAGCAUCAGUCCAGUCUGCGAUCAUUGCUCAGUCUCUCCUCGGAUGCAGAGACAAUGGAAGAAGAAAUUCUGCGACAGAUCCUCGAGGAGGGUUUGCUGGAUGAUGUCGACCUUGACAACCUAGGCCCUAGACAGGAGGAGGAGCUGAGCGAACGUAUUGCGGACGCGUACCGGCGCAGACAUAUGCAGCGAUCUAGCUCGAGACAAAGACAGGAACGGAGACAGUCGCCCGAGGGGGGCACGCGAACGCGGACGAGAUCACAGUCGGCCCAGGCAGAGGCCGCGCCUGCUCCGUCUUCUCGUGAACAUGGUGACAGACGGCCGCCGAUUUCUCGACCACAUUUGUUCGACUCGGGCCCUGCACGCCCGAGGGUAUCGAAUCAUCAAAGGCGCAAUUCAGAGGUCGCUGGGCGCCGACAGACUUCGCCAGUUCGAGCAAACCAGGCGUCUGCGUCGGAUGAGGCUAUACGACCUGCUGUUCGGGCUUCGAGUGAUAUGACAGCGGAUCGCGUUCUUAGUUCACAGCCUGCGAGGUUGAGGUCGGAGUCUUCGUUGGCUAGAACUCGGCGUGCUACAGAGUCGGAAAAUGUCUCUGGGGCUUGGAUGGCUGCAGGACGAGAACGAAGCUCCUCCAGACAGGUUUCCAGUCAAUCUGCUACCAAUUUGCCCACUGUGGCCACGCCCACAGAUCACAGCUCUCAUUUGCUGUCUUCUCCCUUGGUUCCUCUACGGUCUGAGAGGAGAUCCAGGCCUUCUUCAUCCCGAUCUAACAUUCCGAAUGGGUCCCAUGUGCAAUAUCCUGAGCCCUCUAUCACAUGUGAUGGAUGUGGCAGGAAUGAUAUCCAAUACACUCUCCACAAGAGAUGCACCCAGUGCAAAGGUGGAAGUUUCCAUCUAUGUCUACGCUGCUAUCGUGAAGGAAAAGGCUGUUUUCGAUGGGAUGGGUUUGGUGCAUCUGCGGUCACCAGUUUCCAAAGAAUAUUAUCGUCCUCCACUCAACGCCCAGUCCAAAUCCCCGACGGUGGUCAUGUGUUGGGUUGGUUCAAAUACCAACGUCCUUCAGAGACGGCCCAGCAAGCAAUCAGUGGGGAGAGAACCCUGACCAGCGACAAUCCUGCCGGCCGCCUGCAAAAUGGUCUCUUCUGUGAUACGUGCCAACUCUCGGCAAAUGACUGUUUCUGGAAAUGCAGCAAAUGCAAUGAAGGAGACUGGGGCUUCUGUAAUAGCUGUGUUAAUCAAGGACGAUGCUGUACCCACGCACUCCUACCCAUUCGACGCAUCACUCACAGCACCCCCUCAACAUCGUCUACGCCUACAGCAGAAUCAACUCCCAUUUCACUGCCCUCUGAAAUAGAGAGCUACAAGAUCCUAUCCUUCUCAACAAACUGCGACAUCUGCACAUACCCCGUUCCAGCCUCAAACACCCGUUACCACUGCCUGGAAUGUAACCGCGGCGACUACGACGUCUGCACCAACUGCUACUCCAAGCUAGUGGCAACUGGCAAAAUCAGCAAAGAAAAUGGCUACAAUGGCUGGCGUCGCUGCCUUGCCAACCACCGAAUGAUCAUAGUCGGAUUUGAAGACCGCGAAGAAGGCCAACGCCGCGUGAUUGUAAACGAUCUAGUCGGUGGCCGCGCUCUCAAAGACGAACACGUCCUCCAAUCCCAAUCCCAAUCUCCAACCUCAUCCCCAGUAACAGGUGGUCCAGUCGCAUCCCCAGAACCAGGAAGAGGAGAAUGGAACUGGAAAGAUGGACCCGGACUGGAACGCCGAAAGAAAGCCUCACGACUACGCGCCGGUCCUCCAUCCUCCAACCCCGGAAUGACUGUCUCAGCAUCUGAUCUCUCAAUUACAGCCUCAUCAAGCCCCAUCCAGAGUAUCCAGCCUAUCCGCCGUUUCCCACCAGAUGGAGGCGUGGGCCUCAUUGUCCAUGCGAAAUGGGCCUUCUACCCAGACGACGGACUCGAAGACGAGCUUGUUUUCCCGCGUGGUGCGGAUAUCACCGAGGCGGAGAAUAUCAAUGAUGACUGGUUCUGGGGAUGUUAUGCUGGUCGCACAGGGCUGUUUCCCGGCUCGCAUGUAGAGGUUAUUCGUGAGAUCAAAUAG